AUGGAAGGUACGCCUCGUAUGCUCUUAGGCACGCUUUUGGCGUUUGUGCUGUACCGGCUAUGGGUCAUAAUCUACCGACUGUACUGUCACCCACUUGCCAAGUUUCCUGGCCCGAAGCUCACAGCUGCAACAUACCUGGUCUCUGCGUACUACGAGCUGUUUCAUGAGGGAGGAGGUCAGUUUCAGCAAGCUUACCGCCAGUGGCAUGAUCAAUAUGGCCCAAUCAUAAGAAUCGACCCAGACCAGCUUCACAUACGGGACUCUUCCUGCUACGACACAAUCUUCUCAUCCACACGCCCAGCUCGCAAGAUCAAGAACUUUGGCGUCCGCCUAAACAACGAGCUUGCAGCGUUUGGCGCUGAAGACCCUGCUACACACCGCACUAGGCGUCCUGGUCUCAACAUCUUCUUCUCACGCCGAAAGGUCGCAGAGCAUGGAGCUCAGAUCCAGGCCUUGAUGGACCGGCUACUCUCUCGUGUGCGCGUAGAGUACUAUGCGACUGGUCAGCCUCUUAAUAUCAGGAAGAUGUGGGAGUGCUUUGCGUCCGAUAACAUCAUGAACUUCGCCUUCAACCAGCAGAGCGGUUUCAUCGAAACGCCAGGCUUUAAGUCUACUAUCAAUGAAGCUAUGUUCAACAUUACCGAGCAGCUUCAUUGGUUCUAG
Molecule: messenger RNA, 663 nt
Organism: Fulvia fulva
Lineage: Eukaryota; Fungi; Ascomycota; Dothideomycetes; Mycosphaerellales; Mycosphaerellaceae
Product: Cytochrome P450 monooxygenase orf4
Exons: 2
Coding region: 1-663 (220 amino acids)
Molecular function (GO): oxidoreductase activity, acting on paired donors, with incorporation or reduction of molecular oxygen; heme binding; monooxygenase activity
Source: RefSeq, a predicted model, not a curated record